AUGUCUUCGUCAGCUUCGCGGUCCUCCGUCAUCGGCAGUUCUCCACCUUCGAGGAGUCCUGCUGCUACUGGUGCAUUCCCUUCGAUCUUCAGCCAAGCAAAGCCUGAUGCCUUGUCGCUGGCGUCGGACUCCGCUGGGUGUGGACCAGUGUUGGACAUGGCAUCCUCAGGAGCGAGCUUGGCAAUUCGAAGCAGCCUCCGUCUGGAGCUGCCUAUUUCCAUCCUCCACUUUGGAACGCCAGGAGCCAAGCGUGCCAAGGUACAAGUAGCUGACCUUCGGAUGUUCGGUUCCUCCUCACCUUUGCAUUCCUUCGGCUACGUGGGAUCGCCAGCAUCCGCUGCCGGUCUGUCCAGACUUGGGCUGCUUCCGCUUGUGCUGGACCUUUCCAAGCUGGAUGUGCUCUUGGCCAUGAGGUCUUUGCUGCGGCCUGGAUUGUUGUUUCUUCCGUUGCAGUGUGGGUCAGCCGGUUCCAUGUUACCAGCACUGGACUUUGGCAUUCUGGACACACCGUUGUUGGUCCAAAGCAUGGUGGCGUUGGGUGCGGUCACUCCAGUGUCAGAUUCCCUGAAUCUGGGUCCUCUUCUAUCCUUGAAGUCCCUUGCGCGCUGUGGCUUGGCUCUGUUUGUUUUAGACUUUGCGCAGCUUGGUCCCUUGCCAUCCAUGCGCUCGCCUGCGCAACUGGAUGCCACAACGGCCGUGCAUGCACUCGUCGCCCUGGGCUCCGCGUCGUCGGUGUCGGAUCCCCUGCAUUUGGAGAGUCCCUUGUUUCUGCGAUCGCUUGCGCAGCUUGACUCCAUUGUACCAGUGCUAAAGUCUGCUCGGACUGACAGCUCGUUGCUGCUCCGCAGUCCUGCGUGCAUCGGUCUCUUCAUGUCAGCUGCAGACUCUGCCACUCUUGCAUCUUUCUUGCUGGUGAGGGGGCUUGCGCGUCUCGAGCUGGCGACGUUGGCAGUGGAUUGCAGCUUCUUAGAUGCACCAUUGCCGCUUCGUCGCCUGGCCUGUCUCGGUCCCGCCUUCAGUGUCUUCAGUGCCCGGAACCCAGAACGCACCAGAAAUUCGCAUGGUGCAGCCUCGAAGUGA
Symbiodinium necroappetens is the source of this 1080-nucleotide messenger RNA. The record is from the annotation of a GenBank genome assembly. NCBI's taxonomy places the organism in Eukaryota, Dinophyceae, Suessiales, Symbiodiniaceae.